Phacochoerus africanus (Common warthog) is the source of this 3809-nucleotide messenger RNA. RefSeq names its product zinc finger protein OZF-like. NCBI's taxonomy places the organism in Eukaryota, Metazoa, Chordata, Mammalia, Artiodactyla, Suidae. The transcript has 4 exons. Gene Ontology annotation, molecular function: DNA-binding transcription factor activity; RNA polymerase II cis-regulatory region sequence-specific DNA binding. Gene Ontology annotation, biological process: regulation of transcription by RNA polymerase II. The coding region runs from base 2111 to 3730 and encodes 539 amino acids. The record is from RefSeq and is a predicted model, not a curated record.
GUAUCCACAAGGGCGAGGGUUCAAUCCCUGGCCUCACGUAGUGGGUUAAUUCCUGUGAAUUCCUGUGUAGGUCAUGGUCGUGGUUCAGUUCCAGCGUGGCUUUAGCAUAGGCCGGCAGCUGUAGCGCCUAUUCACCCCCUAGCCUCGCCACUUCCAUAUGCCACAGGUGCCGCCCUUUAAAAAAAAAGAGGGGGGGUGCUUUUCCAUCUGGUGUCCUCCUAUAGGGUCCCCAGGUAUCCCCAUGUUUAGUCUGCUUGUUGGCGUAGCUUCCAGGCUAUGCAGUUCCUAAGACCAAUGACCAUGUUUUCAUGACCUUCACCUUCCGGCAAUGUGUGUGGUCUGAUUACGGAAUAGUGAUUUCACUGCGCUAAGCGUGGCAGACGGUCCAGAACCUAAGGGGCCGUGAGGGACGCCCCAUCUAAGAGCUAGGGCAUCUUUUAAUUAUCUGCGAGUGGGGAGAACAGAAGACAGGACUCUUGGGACCUUCUGUCUUUGUGACUUCCUCGCUUUGUGACUUUGUAGCUGGACUCCGUAACAAAUCUGGUUGCUGGCCCAUUUUCACAGGACGUCCAGCUGCUUGACCUUCGUACUAAAUGCCCAGUGUCUUCUGGGUGGUAGCUUGUGUGAGGUCUUGCUCUGCCCAUGCUGACAGGUCUCGCUGCUCUUUCCUGUUUCCUCGUGUUGGCAUGGAAGAGAGUGGAGGGGCGCCUGGAGGGGCCCCAGGAGGAACACGGCGACACGUGUGAGCAGCAGGGUGACCCAGUGAGUGCUGCAGAGUGAAGGGGUGUGUCACACUCCAGGACAAGGAUGUCUCAGUUCUGUCUGGCGCAUUCAGGGUGGGUUGAUGGUCAUGAUGAUGGGCUUUGCGUGAUGGGAGGUGCCGUGGUGUCUGUUCAUGCUCCAGCGGACUGAGACUGAGGCGUCCAUGCAUCGGUGUCAUUGGUUAUUUCACAGUCACACCUGGGGAAGGAUGGCGGCAGUGGAUUUAGAAAGAACCAAAACAUGUUCAUCCAGUGUCCCUGGAAGUAUGGCCUGAGCCGAGGCCGUGGGAGGUCUGGACGCAGGAGGGUGGGCUUCCUGUCCGGAGGGAAUGGGUAGAGCCUGGCCCGCGGCUUCCCCAUGUUACCCACUGACAUGGUUGGGGUUUUUGGAGGGCUCGAAUCAUGUGCAGCUCUUAGAGUAACACAGAGAAAGUUGUAGGCAUCAUUUUGUGGCUUACCUUUGGUAUUUUUUUUUUAGCAUUGUGGGUUGCAGCUGAAUAUUUCAGACCCACUAGGAAAGACGUAAAAGAAAAUGUUGAGUGUUUUCUUGGACGAUGCUGGGGUCCCAAUGGAGCGUGAGCGUCACUGAAGACAUGUCUCUCUUCUUAGUGGUUUCUGGAGUUGACCGUGUUCAGGCUGUGUGCAAAUGAACAUAUGCCGUUUUGUGUCUAGUGGAUCCUUUGUUGCCUUCUUAAUUUUUGUCUUGUGCUUGAGUUAUUAGUGUUUGAAAUGCUUUCUGUUAUUGUAUGUGGGAUGAGGGAAUGACUAAGGGGUGUCUAGAGAGUUUGUUGAGAACCCAUGAGAAUUUUGAUUAGGAAGGGGCACGUGGGCAGAAAGGAGCAGAAUGAGGGAACCAGGAGAACUGGCUCGACAGGCUCAGCUUUUAUGGGAAUGGGGUCAGUUUCCAGGUCAUCCCUGCAUCCCAGUCAUCCUGCUCGGCCCGGACAGGGUCUGGCUCAGAGCCCUUCCUGGUGGUGCUCACAGCUCUCGGCCGAGAUGGAGCCCAGUGCCAAGAAUCCUGGGAGGUCGGUCCUCUCCUCCCUCUGGCGGGCCCCUCCUCAAUGCUCCUGGUUAGGCUUCAGGGCGGCACCUAUUCCUCACCAGGGCCUCCCGUUAGGAGUCAGCUCAUGCAGGCGGCUCUCACUGUGCCUGGCCAGGGUGGGCGGUUCCAGUCAGUGGUCCCCUGACAAAAUGAGCGGAUGAUGGAAAGACUUUUAUGUACAAAUUUGUAUGUGUCUCUUCCACAUGGUGCGGUCUCCGCUCUGUGUGUGGUUGUGGCACAGGAAGGAGGCGUGUGGAUCCUACACUUUAGGAACCUUCUCACCUUUCAAGAUUGACUUCGAAGCCUCAUGUUGCCUGAGCAAGAAGCCCAGCAGGGGAGGAGGAGGAAGAGGAAGGAAGACCAGGAGUCAGGAAUGGCUGUUUCUCAGGACGGCCCUGUUCUGACUGGCCGCGUCUCAAGGACUCAGGAGGAGCAGGUGACCUUCGAGGACGACGUGGCCAUCAGUUUCACUCGGGAGGAGUGGGACUGCCUGGACCCUGCUCAGAGGGCCUUGUACAAGGACGUGAUGCUGGAGACCUACAGGAACCUCAUCGCCGUGGAUCAUCACAGAAUUCAUACUGGAGAGAAACCUUACAAAUGUGUUGUCUGUGGGAAGUUCUUUAAACAAAAAUCAACGCUCACAGUUCAUCAGAGAAUCCAUACUGAAGAGAAAGCUUACAAAUGUAAGGAGUGUGGGAAAACCUUUUGCUACCGCUCGCUCCUCUCAGUACAUCAGAUAACCCAUGCCGGAGCCAGGCCCUAUCAGUGCGAAGUGUGUGGGAGAAACUUUAGCCACAAAUCAUCCCUUGGAGUUCACUGGCGGAUUCAUACCGGAGCAAAACCUUACCAGUGUAACGUCUGUGGGAACUUCUUCAAUAAAAAAUCAAUCCUUACAGAUCAUCACAGAAUUCACACGGGAGAGAAACCUUAUAAAUGCAGUGAAUGCGGCAAGGCCUUCAGUGUUAAAACAUCCCUGGCGUAUCAUCAGAGAGUUCACACCGGGGAGAGACCUUACAAAUGUAAUGAGUGUGGGAAAACCUUUUCCUCUUCCUCCCACAUCAUACGACACAAACUCAUCCACACAGGAGCCAAGCCGUAUAAAUGCAGCAUCUGUGGGAAAGCCUUUCGUCAAAGUUCAAAUCUCUCCAGUCAUCAGAGAAUUCAUACUGGAGAGAAGCCUUACAAAUGUAAAGAGUGUGGGAAAACCUUCUGUUACCGCUCAUUCCUCUCAAUACACCAGAUAACCCACACUGGAGCAACGCCCUCUCAGUGUGAAAUCUGCGGGAGAGACUUUCCUCACAAUUCAGCCCUUGAAGUUCACUGGAGGAUUCAUACUGGAGCGAAGCCUUACCAAUGUAACGUCUGUGGGAAGUUCUUUAAUAAAAAAUCAACCCUCACGACCCAUCACAGAGUGCAUACCGGAGAGAAACCCUACAAAUGCAAUGAGUGUGGCAAGGCCUUUAGUCAGAGUACAAACUUUGCAAGUCAUCGGAGAGUCCACACUGGAGAGAGGCCUUACAAAUGCAGUGCGUGUGGCAAGACCUUUUCUCAUUGCUCCACCUUCAUACAGCAUAAAAUAAUCCACACAGAAGCAAGGCCGUAUAAAUGCGAUGUAUGUGAGAAAGCCUUCCGGCGAAGUUCAGAACUUGGGGUUCAUCAGAGAAGUCAUACUGGAGAGAAACCUUACAAGUGUAAUGAGUGUGGGAAGACUUUCACUCAGUGUUCCUCUUUCAGGCGUCAUCAGAGAAACCACAUAAAGGAGAUAUUACAUAAGUGUGAUGUGUGUUUCAAGGCCUUUAGUAGAAAGUAUUACCUUAAUGUUCAUAAGAAAAUUCACACUGGAGAGAAACGUCAACAAUGUAACGAGGAUGGAAAGAUCCUUCAUCAAAAAAGCCUUUCUGGAUUUCCGGCUGUGGCUCAGCGGUAAUGAACCCGACUCGUAUCUUUGAGGUUGUGGGUUCGGUCUCUGGCCCUGCUUAAUGGGUUAAGGAUCCGGCGUUGCUGUU